Molecule: messenger RNA, 1278 nt
Organism: Pestalotiopsis fici W106-1
Lineage: Eukaryota; Fungi; Ascomycota; Sordariomycetes; Amphisphaeriales; Sporocadaceae
Exons: 2
Coding region: 1-1278 (425 amino acids)
Molecular function (GO): iron ion binding; heme binding; oxidoreductase activity, acting on paired donors, with incorporation or reduction of molecular oxygen
Source: RefSeq, a predicted model, not a curated record
AUGACAGAUAUCUAUCAAAAUGAGAACAGCACGAAGUCGUACGUCUAUCUGGCGGCACAACCUGACAAGCCCAAUAUUUUCACCAUUGCAGACAAGAACGAGCAUCGUCCAAAAAGGAAACUCAUCAGCCAUGUCCUCUCGGAUCAUUCAAUGAGAAAGUUUGAAUCUUCUAUGCUGGCACAGAUUGAUAUUUUCCUAAAACAGAUUCUGUAUUUCAAGUCGUCGGCAUACAACAUGACACCUGCAUGUCGCCACAUGGGUCUAAACAUUGCUGGAAAGCUCGGCUUUGGUUUCGACCUCGGCCUCCAGACAGAUGACACAAACAGGAGUCUUCCCACCGCCAUCACACUCGGAAACCAUAAAACAAACGCAUGUAUGCAAUUCACGACCCUUGCGGUACUACUCAAGCCUGGAUUCAUUGUGAAUAUGUUCACUAGCAGCCUAAGGGCCCGACUGAUGGACAUGUUGAUGAGCAUGAUAAAAUCUCGUCUGGCUAAACCAUCAGAUGCCGAACAAGAUUUGUUGGCUGUUUAUGCAGAACAGUCCGAUAGUGAUAUCAAAAAUAUCAAGCAGCAGAGCCUCUGGGCCGAGGCUGUCUUUUUCUUUGCAGCUGGAGGGGAAACCAUAGCAUCGACCCUGUCUGCUGCAUUCUUUUACCUUUCGCGUAACGCUGAGAUUUACGAAAAGCUGGCCGAGGAGAUACGGACUACGUUCCAAUCAGCCGAUGAAAUCCGCGGCGGAUCAAAGCUUUCUGGCUGUCGAUACCUGCGUGCUUGCAUCGACGAAACGAUGCGCAUGUCUCCCCCAGUACCCUCGACUCUAUGGCGCGAGGCCGUCAAAGGCCAGUCACUGGUCGUAGAUGGUCACGCCAUUCCUCCAGGGACUCAGGUUGGGGUGAAUAUCUACAGCCUUCACCAUAACGAGGAAUAUUUCCCGGAUUCGUUCAAAUUUGACCCCGAAAGAUGGAUGCCUGGUGCACAGCCCGGCCGAGCCCACCACGCAGCCUUUACGCCGUUUUCCUUUGGAUCUCGUGGAUGUGCUGGAAAGUCAAUGGCGUAUCUCGAGAUGAGUCUUGUUUUGGCCAAGACGCUGUGGUACUUUGACUUUCAGAGGGCGUCCUCUGGUGCUGAGAAGAUCAUGGGAGAUGGUAUAUCUGGCUUCACACAUCAUGGGGGCGAGGAGACCGAGUUUCCGAUGUACAAUCUUUUCGCCGCGGGUCACGAUGGGCCAGUUCUCAAGUUUACUUCGCGGGGCACUUGGUGCGAUGAAUUGCAAUAG